Molecule: messenger RNA, 1417 nt
Organism: Poecilia latipinna (sailfin molly)
Lineage: Eukaryota; Metazoa; Chordata; Actinopteri; Cyprinodontiformes; Poeciliidae
Exons: 9
Coding region: 1-1293 (430 amino acids)
Source: RefSeq, a predicted model, not a curated record
AUGCUCCAACAACAACCACAGCUUGCUCCAACCACAACCACAGCCCCUCCAACCACAACCACAACAGCUCCAACCACAACCACAAGUGCUCCAACCACAUCCACAGCACCUCCAACAACAACAACAGCACCUCCAACCACAACCACAGUUGCUCCAACCACAACCACAACUACAGCCAGUCCAACAACAACCACAGUAGCACCGACCACAACCACAAGUGCUCCAACCACAACCACAGCAGCUCCAACCACAACCACAACAGCUCCAACCACAACCACAGCAGCUCCAACCACAACCACAGCCUUUCAACCAGUCCCGGCUACUAACACAACUACAACUACUACAACUGAAUCUCCUGCUGCAGUUUAUUAUGUUGGAGUGGUUGUUUUCAUACCAUUUAAUGAAGAUCUCAAAAAUGAAACAAGCCAACAAUUUAUGGACCUUGCAAAAAGGAUCACAGCAGUAUAUGACAUGCUCUACAGGAAAGCUUUCGGAGCCCGCUUCAUCCGUAGUUAUGUCAUUGCAUUUAGAGUUUCUUUAGCAUCCCGAAUUCGAAUGAAUGUCACAGAAGCAGAAGUUGGGGUGGAGUUUAACAAAACCACUCCACUGGUGGAACUCCCAAAGAACGAAGUAGUACAAAAAACGUUAGCAGAUGCUAUAGAUACAGCCAAUAACAACACUAUCAUGGAUGUCCCAUUUUCACCUGGCUCUGUCGAAGUAAUACGCUCACCUUUGCCAACCACAUUACCCACCACAAAUUCUACAGUCACUACCAUGGCUCCAAACUCAACUACAACUACUACAGCUAAACCAACAACCAAAACCACAACUACAACUACUACAGCUAAACCAACAACCAAAAUAACUCCAACUGUGGAGGCAAUAAUCACAAGGAAACUGACUUUCAGGUCUCGUGGCGAGACUUUCACCACUGAUUUGCUGAACCCAUCAUCUGCCGCAUUUAAAAGUCGAGCUGCACUUAUAAAGUCAUAUCUUGAACCUCUCUUCCAGCGAGAGUUUUCUACGUUACGCGACUUCAUUGUAACUUCAUUCAGCAACGGAUCCAUUAUCAACAACAUGAACCUUAAAUUCUCAGCAGCGUUUGCACCUAGCAACAUUCAAAUUGCAGAGGUUUUGCUGAAAGCAGCUUUGAAUGUCACAACUUUCAACAUCGACACUGGUUCUAUUCUUGUGGAUGACACAGCGGUAUCGAGUGGAGUAAGCCACAACAUCAGCCUCAUCACUGCACUCAGCUUGGUCCUGUUGUCAUGGCUUCUUUCAAACCAGCAAUAAUGACUCUGCUGGUUUCCAGAGGAAGAUGUACUGGAAAAUGUCAAUUUUUACUGGUGUGAAGAAGGACAUUCUAAAAAUUCACUCAUGACACUUUAAAACUUUAAAAGCAUUUAUUGAAACUUGA